Molecule: messenger RNA, 2805 nt
Organism: Oppia nitens
Lineage: Eukaryota; Metazoa; Arthropoda; Arachnida; Sarcoptiformes; Oppiidae
Product: 85/88 kDa calcium-independent phospholipase A2-like
Exons: 7
Coding region: 309-2762 (817 amino acids)
Biological process (GO): positive regulation of ceramide biosynthetic process; lipid metabolic process
Cellular component (GO): mitochondrion
Molecular function (GO): protein binding
Source: RefSeq, a predicted model, not a curated record
UUAUUGAGUGAUUCAAUGUAUGUCUCAUUUGAGUUGAAUUACAAUUUGAAUGAAAUUGUAAUGAAAAGUGAUUUUGAAUGUUGAGUGCAAUGAUUAGUGUUAAUACAAUUGUAAUAAUAAUAGAAACUAUACAUAGAUUUAGUAUUAUUUAAAAUACAAAAGUGUUGUUUAAAUGUUAUAAACAUUUUUUGAGUGACACAUGAAAUGAUUGAACACUUGUUGUCAUUGAAUUUAAUUGGUUUUAAUUAGUGAUUAAAAGUGAAUGAAUUGAGGAAACAAUUGCAACGAUUGUCUGACACUGACCUCCAAUGUCUACUCCGAUGUCUUAUUUGGAUCGUAUGGUUAGUCUGUUCCGCAAAAAUAUUUCCGAUUAUCCGCCCUUUCAAGUGGUGGAAGUGAAACCCGAAGAUUAUGUCCACUACAAUGUGGUCGCCAGAGAAGAUCCCGUUGUCUUGUAUUCAAAUAUCUCAGCAAAUCAUGAGAUGAACUAUGAAAUUGUUGUCCUUAAAGAUCUUCAAAGUAAAACUGCUUUCAGUUUGAUUAGAAGUAAGACAUCGACGGAUAUCGAUAUAUAUUACAAGAGUUUGAGUCAAAAGAUUCCGCAAAUAUUUCUGAUUUGUCCAAACAAUAUAACGACAGAACUUCUUCAAGAGAUAUCAAACUAUGUUAAGGAACACCUAAACCAAAGUUUGGCUCAUAUUUGCGCUUAUUUUCUUCAAUUAAACGAAUACUUCCGUCAAUUGACUCCAAAUGAUAGCGAAGUAAUCAACUGUCGCUGUCCUGACACAGGUCUGACACCACUUCAUAUUGCUGUCCGAAUGGCGAGAUUGCCAACAGUUCAGCUAUUGUUAGCUCUUUCACCAAAACUAGAUAUUGUCGACAAAGAAAACAAUAAUGUCUUACAUUUUGCUGCGAAUACUACUAAAGAAAUAAUUAGUAAGAUUUGUUUGAGUGCUCAAAGCAGUACAAGUGGUGUUAAUUUGUUGACAUUGAUUAACGCCCGAAACAAAGACAACUUUUCUCCAUUAUAUCUCGCCUGUCAUAAUGACAAACCCGACUGUAUUAAAGAACUUCUUAAAAAUGGCGCCAAUCUUAACGCCGCAUCAAUUGUGAAUGAGUCUCAUCAAGAAGUGCGUGAAGUGGAUGACAAAACAGUUUUCGAUCAAUUGGACACUAAAGAUAUGAAAAAUGGCGGAACACCUUUGCAUUGGACUAAUACUCCUCAGUGUAUGGAAGUGUUGAUAGAAAUGGGUUGUAAUAUAGACGCUCGUAAUUUUCAGGGCGAGACUGUUCUUCAUUUAAUGGUUAUGAGGAAUAAACUUUCGUGUGUUAUAACAUUACUUAGUUAUGGUGGCGAUGCCUCUGCAAAAGGAUCCAAUGGAAAUACACCAUUGCAUUUGGCUGUUAAAUCAGGACAGGUAUCAAUGGUUCAGGCACUAGUAGUGUUUGGCGCCGAUAUUAAUGUCCAAAAUUCAAGUGGCGAAACAGCAAGACAUAUGGCAGCAUCAGCUAAAAGAACAUCACAAAUGGAUCUGAUUUUAUAUGUAUUACAUUCUGUUGGCGCUAAGAGAUGUUUAUCCAAUCGAUCCAAUUGUACUGAUGGUUGUUCGCAAUCCAAUGGAAGUCAUUUCAAUGGCAUUCCUCCAGAAAGCUCUCCAUUUAAAAGAAGUGUUAAACUAUAUGACGAACUCUUAGGCGAACUCAUUGUUAAAGAAGCCCUGAAUAGAAAAAAAGCUCAACAAAUGUCUGUUGAUUUUGAUAGCGAACCUCCAAAACGGUGUCGUGUGUUAUGUUUAGACGGCGGAGGUAUUAGAGGUUUAAUUUUAAUACAAAUGCUAUGGGUUUUGGAGAAAUUAAUGGAUAAGAAAAUGAGUGAAUGUUUUGAUUGGAUGUCUGGUACGAGCACUGGCGGUAUUUUAGCCCUUUUAUUAGCAUUGGGUCACUCGGCUCAUGAAUGUCGUCAACUAUACUUUCGUUUAAAAGAUAAAGUGUUUGUGGGUUUACUCCGUCCAUACGAAUCGGAACCUUUAGAAAAGUUUUUGCAGAAAACCUUAGGAGAGGACACUCGUAUGAGUGAUAUUAAAAAACCCAAAAUUAUGAUAACGGCUACCGUUGCCGACCGAUUUCCACCCGAUAUACAAUUAUUUCGCAAUUAUGAGUCACCAAAUGAAAUAUUAGGAUUUGUCAAUCAUAUUGAGCCCAUUCCUGAUAUGCCUAAACCUCACGAUCAACUCGUCUGGAAGACAGCUCGCUCUUCAGGAGCCGCUCCAACUUAUUUCCGUCCGUGCGAUGCAUUCCUCGAUGGAGGACUUAUAUCUAAUAAUCCUACUUUAGAUACAUUAUCCGAAAUUUGUUCGUUGAAUAAAGCUUUUAGUGUAAUGAAUAGAAAAUCUAGUGAAUUGAAUGUAGAUUUGGUGGUCUCAUUAGGAACGGGAGCCAUACCUAUCAAGCAAAUGCCUAUUAUAGAUAUUUGUAGACCCGAUACUUUUAUGGGUGUUGCAAAGACUGUAUUUUCAGCCAAUUCAUUGGUACAACUAUUAAUUGAACAGGCGUGUCAGGCCGAUGGACAAGUGGUUGAACGGGCAAAGGCCUGGUGCUCACAGAUUAAUGUUCCGUACUUUCGAUUGAAUCCUCCGCUCUCUGAAGACAUACCACUCAAUGAAAUCGAUAACACAAAGUUAGUAAAUAUGUUAUGGGAAACAACGGCUUACAUGUAUAGCCGUACAAAUGAAAUUCAAGAAUUGAUAUUAUUAUUAUUUUAAGAUACAAUUUGAUCUAUAAUUUAUUUAUAAUUAUAUUUAUAUG